This is a messenger RNA of Akanthomyces muscarius, 1257 nucleotides long. RefSeq lists its product as uncharacterized. NCBI's taxonomy places the organism in Eukaryota, Fungi, Ascomycota, Sordariomycetes, Hypocreales, Cordycipitaceae. Gene Ontology annotation, molecular function: aspartic-type endopeptidase activity. The transcript has 3 exons. Gene Ontology annotation, biological process: proteolysis. The coding region runs from base 1 to 1257 and encodes 418 amino acids. The record is from RefSeq and is a predicted model, not a curated record.
AUGAUGGCUGUCGCCGUCAGCGCUGAAUCUACCCUCCAUGGCGAGCCAAAUCAGUUCAUUGGCAUCGAGAGCAACGAGACCUCCAAAGCCAAGCCCUACUCCUGGAAGCCGUCUUGGACUGACACAGGCGGCCCCAACUCCAGGAGUGUUGGCAGUUGGCCUCUCACGUUCCAUCCAUCUCCGUUUGGACACCGCUUCACCGUUACUGUCCAGCUAGGCGAUCCUCCUCAGCGUUUUGACCUGGACGUCCACACCGGCAUGGCUACCACCUGGGUCAUAGGUGAAUCCCCCUUCACGGACGGUGGCUGGCCGGUCGCAGGCAAGUCUUGCUACGUGCCAAACAACAAGAGCGUGCACAAGGUCCACAAGAAGGGCUACCAGAACUUUGAACUGUCCUUCCCAGACUGGACGACUGUCGAGGGCACCAUCUACCAGGACCGCGCCCGCAUCGGCGAUGGAGAGAAUGCUAUCGGCUACUGGAUACAGGAGUUUGGUGUCGCCAAGACAAUUCAUCCUCGCCUCGUAUAUGAGAGAAAUCUUUCGGAUGUUCUUGGUUUGGGUCCCAAGUACGACAUCGGGAAGCGCUUGCCCGCGAGUUUACUAACUGCUCUCGGAGGAAGGAGGCCACAUGGACUGGGGCUGCGCAAUGAGUCCCGCUAUACUGGUGAGCUCCUCAAUUUCUGGCACUCCAACACGAAGGUCAAGAAGCAUGUUCCGAAUGCCCACCAUACAAUCAAUACUUCAGCCCUGUACAUCGGCCAGGAGGUAAUGAGGUCGAGACGUGCCCUUACUGCGGGUAUCGAUUCGACCAGUUCGUAUAUUGCGUUGCCUUAUCCAAUGGCGGUGCACUACUACAAGAAACUUGGUAAGAGGGCGGCGCGCAAGUUCCUGCUGCCAGACGGCUACGAGGGCUGGCAUGUCCCCUGCACCUGGAAUCCUCCUGACGUUGUGGUGGAAUUCUCCAACUACACGAUGCGCGACCAAAUGGAUGAGGAGAAGCCAUUUGAGCCGCCGAAAGAGCGCCAAUUUGAUGUCUUGAAGAGCUUUACGAUUCCGGGUGAGAAACUCCUGCUCCAGGAAAUCGGAACGAAUCGGUGCCUCGGCGCCGUCGUGGGAAGAAUUCAGAAGCAAAACCCCGACUUUCUGUUGAGACAAAAGCACCGUUGGCCAGAAAUUGUCCUCGGCUGGCCCUUCUUGCAGAACAAGUUCAUUGAGAUAGAUCGGUCACAUGGCAUCUAUAUCGGCGAGGCUGCUUAG